UCCCCUCUCGGGUUGGUUCGAGGUACCUGGCUGUGUGCUGGGAACGAUACCGUGGGAGGUGCCCAGCGAGCUCCCUGCAGCCUCUUGCUCAGCCCUUGCUGCGAAGCGGAACGAGAGCAUCAGUCGGUGCAGGGUUCAGUGAGGCUGGAACCUCUUCCUUCGGGCUGUGCGCCUGCAGCCGGCUCGGCGCAGGGCUGCAGGGCGUAGUGCGCCCCAGGACAGCACCAGCGUUGUGCUUCCCAACAGGCUCAGGGCCAGUGCGAAGUGAGACAACCUCAACUUCCUCCGGCAAAACCGCUCCCUUGGGCUCGUUGGUGAGGCUGUCAGUUCUCUGGGGCGUGAACACGCCGGGUGUAUGUACACAGAGGCCAUGAACCGAGGAGUAACCAGAUCCCACUCGGUGGAGUCUAGGAGCGGGUGCCACGUUCAGACUGCAGAGCAAACCAGACACUUGCCAUGCAUGCGAAUGUGUUUGACCAUAGUAUGCAGAUGAGCGUGUCAGAAACCCGAUGCUCUCCUUGGAGGAGGUGUAGCUUUGCAGGAGCCUGGGAGGCUUCAGUUCCAGCAGUGAGUGCAGGCUGACCGGGGUGAGAGGGAGGGAGGAGGUGGGGGAGAGAGACAGACACCCCCACAUGCAGCCAGACUACCGUACCUCAGCUGUGCUGUGGGCCUGGGAAUUGAAGCCUGUCUGGACAAAGAAGGAAGAGCAGCUGGAGAGCAAGUUGAAAAUCUUACUCAUUUCAAACCCAAGAGGUGCCUCACCUGCUUAGUCACCAUUCUGUCAUGGCUGCGAUUCCACCCAGCCCUCCCGGAGAGAUGAGUCAGUGGGGUUUGCGCCGAGGACACAGGCUGUCUGGCUUGCUCGGGGGACUGCGGGGAAGUCUCCGGCUCUGGAAGAGACAGGCGGCCCUGUGGGGUGGUCGCUGCUGGCUGAGCUGAAGGUGCUGCAUUUGUUGUUGGCUGUUGUGGGCAGAGGUAUGUCACCACGCCGAGUGCCAGCAGCUGAACCACAACAAUCCCUUGAACCUGUGUGAGGCCUGCGACCGCAAGUUCCACGGCAUCAUGCACUUCGACGGGCACAUCCGCUUCGACCUGCCCCCCCAAGGUUCCAUUCUGGCCCGGAACGUAUCCACGCGGUCAUGCCCCCCACGCACCAGCCCUGCCUCCGACGUGGAGGAGGAGGACGAAGGGCUAGUGGAUGGGAAAGGGGACAAGAAGAGCUCGGCGCUGAAGCUCCCCAAGAAGAAAGCCCGGCGCAGACACACGGAUGAUCCCAGUAAAGAGUGUUUCACCCUGAAGUUCGAUUUGAACGUGGACAUAGAAACAGAGAUCGUCCCGGCCAUGAAGAAGAAAUCCCUGGGGGAGGUGCUGCUGCCGGUGUUCGAGAGGAAAGGCAUUGAGCUGGCGAAGGUGGAUAUUUAUCUGGAUCAGUCCAACACGCCUCUGUCGCUCAGCUUUGAGGCGUACCGCUUCGGGGGACACUACCUGAGAGUGAAAGCCAAACCCGGCGAUGAGCUCAAGGUGGAGCAGGCCGUGAAAGACUUCAAAUCGCUGAGUCUGCCCAUCAUCCGCUCCUCAGGCUCCGCCUCCACCUUCCUCUUCACCCCCGCCGGGGAGAGACUGGACCAGUCGCCCUGCCGCCGGGAGAGCAUGGACGUCCUGGCCCCAGGGCGGAAGCGGAAGAACAUGAACGAGUUUCUGGGUGAUUCCAGCAUCCCGGGCCAGGACCCCCUGCAGCACUUCAGCUGCUCCCUGCCCAGCAACGGCAUCGAUACGUGGAAGAAUAGGGCUGCCAGUCGCUUCAGUGGCUUCUUUGGCUCCGGCGCGAGCACCGGCCCCUUCGGACGGGAGAUGGAUAAGAUGGAGCAGCUGGAGAGCAAGCUGCACAGCUACAGCAUCUUCGGCCUCCCCAAGCUCCCCCAGCAGCUCUGCUUUGACCAGGACUCCUGGGAGGAAGAGGAGGAUGACACCAGCCUGUGCCUGGAAGACAGCUGGCAGGAGAUCACCGAGGGCACGGAGGCCCUGACGCGCCGGCAGUGCCACCAGCAGGAGGCCGUCUGGGAGCUGCUGCACACAGAAGCCACCUACAUCCGGAAGCUGAAAGUGAUCACAGACCUCUUCCUCUGCUGCCUGCUGAACCUGCAGGAGUCAGGGCUGCUGUGUGAGGUGGAAGCCGAGCGUCUGUUCAGCAACAUCCAGGAGAUUAUCCAGCUGCACCGGGCCCUGUGGAGCGGCGUCAUGGCCCCCAUCCUGGAGAAGGCCAGGAAGAGCAAGGCGCUGCUGGACCCCGUGGACUUCCUAAAGGGAUUCAAAAUGUUUGGCUCCCUCUUCAAGCCCUACAUCCACUACUGCAUGGAGGAGGAGGGCUGCAUGGAGUACAUGCGCACGCUGCUGCGGGACAACGAGCUCUUCCGGCUCUACGUGACGUGGGCAGAGAAGCACAAGCAGUGCAACCGCCUGAAGCUCAGCGACAUGCUGGUGAAGCCGCACCAGCGCCUCACCAAGUAUCCGCUGCUGCUCAAGUCGGUGCUGAAGAAAACGGACGACCCUUGCACCCGGGACGCCAUCAUCACCAUGAUCAAUUCCGUGGAGCGGUUUAUCAACCACGUGAACUCGCGGAUGCGCCAGCGGCAGGAGCAGCAGAGGCUGGUGGCCAUCCUCAGCCGGAUUGACUCCUACGAGGUGGUGGACAGCAGCACGGAGGAGGUGGAUAAGCUCCUGAAGGAGUUCCUGCGCCUGGACCUGACGGCCCCCAUCCCGGGCACCUCCCCUGAGGACACGCGGCAGCUCCUCCUGGAGGGGAGCUUGAAAAUGAGGGAAGGUAAAGACAGCAAGAUGGACGUUUACUGCUUCCUCUUCACGGAUCUGUUCCUCAUCACCAAGCCGGUGAAGAAGGCUGAGCGCACCAAGGUCAUCCGGCAGCCGCUGCUCGUGGACAAGAUCAUCUGCCGGGAGCUCAAGGACCCCGGCUCCUUCCUCCUGAUCUAUCUCAACGAGCUGCGCAGCGCCGUGGGAGCCUACACCUUCCAGGCCAGCGGGCAGUCCCUGUGCCGCGGCUGGAUCGAGGCACUGUACAAUGCACAGAACCUCCUGCAGCGGCUGCGUCUCCAGGAGCGGCAGCGUAGCCAGCGGCAGCAUCUGCAGAGCCUGGAGGAGGGAGAGGACGGGGAGAGCGGGGCCUCGGCAGCCAGUUCACCCACCAUCCUGCGCAGGAGCAGGAACAGCCUGGACUCCCAGCAAUGCCCGUCCGACGGUUCCACGGAGACCAUCUCGGUGGUGGUGGUGGAUGCCAGCGAGGAGCUCUCCUUCCCGGACUUGGAAGUGGGGCCGUUCAGCUCGCAGUCGGACGAGACCUCCAUCAGCACCACUGCUUCAUCCAUCACCCCAACCCGGGAGCUGCUGGACGGGGGCGGGGAGCUUGCAGAGACACGCCCCACCCCCAGCUCCAAUUGCCUGACGCUGGAUUCCAGCGGCUGCAGGUCGGCGUCCAUUGACAGCGCCUACGGCACCCUCUCCCCCACCUCCAUCCAGGAGUUUGCUGAGGCGCAGCAGCUGGAGCCAGGGGCGGAGGAUGGGGGACCCCUGCACGGGCAGCGCGCCCCCUCGCCCAAGCUGCGCCGCAGGACGCCCGUGCAGCUCCUGCCCUGCAAGGUGAAAGCACUCAAGUCCAAGUCGGAGGCCAGCCUGCUGCAGCUGAUCCCAGCCUCACCCCCUCUCGCCCAGAGUAAGAGCCUCUGCAACCUCUUCACGGCUCCGGGCCAGGCCACGUUCCUGGCAGGCCCCAGCCAAGGACUUGCACGGCGUGAGGUCCCGGCUGGCUUCCAGAGGACUAGCAGGGCGGGUGCCCGGUCGGACUGCAGUAGCCUCGGCCUGAGCAUCUGCAGCAGCAGCAGCGGCGGCUCCUCGUCGGAGCUCUCCGAGCCCGAGGAGCUGGUGUGUGCCACUGGCUUUGCUUACCCAGCCGAGAGCAAGGUGACGUCCCCUGCUGCACCUGGGCAGGAAGCUCCCCAAGCAGGGCCUGAGGGGGCGUCUGCCCCGUCCCGGGCUCCCAGCACCGCCGUGACCGAGUGCUGCCAGGAGCUGCCCCUUGCCCACCGGACACUGUCAGACCCGCAAGCGGCCCAGCACCGCAAGCUGACCCUGGCUCAGCUGUACAGGAUCAGGACCACCUUGCUCCUCAACUCCACGCUGACGGCCUCGGAGGUCUGAGAGCUGCAGGAGGCUCCAGGAGAGGAGCAGUGCUGCCAGUUCCGCCAACCCCCGACGAUGGAGCACGAGCGCCCAGGGCCCUGGGAGAUGUUAGGCCCCGAAAGCAGCGGCCAGCAGUGUGUCAAGGCUGCGUGUGGGUGGGAGAGAGACAGGGCGCAGGCGUAUGGACAGAGGGAGGGGGUGUGUGCAUGGGUGGGUGCAUGUCUCUGUGGGGAGUGUG
Mauremys reevesii (Reeves's turtle) is the source of this 4429-nucleotide messenger RNA. RefSeq names its product pleckstrin homology and RhoGEF domain containing G5 (gene PLEKHG5). Gene Ontology annotation, molecular function: guanyl-nucleotide exchange factor activity. The record is from RefSeq and is a predicted model, not a curated record. The transcript is spliced from 21 exons. Gene Ontology annotation, cellular component: plasma membrane; axon; endocytic vesicle. Bases 1063 to 4209 code for a protein of 1048 amino acids. Gene Ontology annotation, biological process: Rho protein signal transduction; endothelial cell migration. Lineage: Eukaryota; Metazoa; Chordata; Testudines; Geoemydidae.